AUGUUAUAUUACACUCAUCUUUACAUUGUUAGGUUUAUGAUUACAUGUUGUCCAAAACAUUCGACUUGAAAUGCUUACAACCGCGUUGCCUGACUACGAAACCUCAACCAACUUUAACAGGACGACUGCAACAGUCCGAGAUGAUGGGCGUGUAUUUCUACCUGUUUUCGGCCAGUCGGGAGUUUGGUUUUGGAUAAUACACAUAGGAGGUGCUUCUAGUCUCUUUAUCAGCAUCUGUUUCAGUUUUGGUUUGGUCGUUUACCUUGGUGUGAUGGGGAAACGUCGCAGUCGAUCGUUUUGGCAAUGGAAGUUACCAGAACGCUUGGUCAUCUAUCUCGCCCUUUGUGAUCUUUUGUGGAGUAUCUCCCAUAGUAUUGACCACUACAUAAUGAUUACCCUGUACGACCAUGUUCCCGACCUCCCGUGCACCAUCCUCGGAUUCCUUCUCAAUGAGUUGAUAUUCAUGCAGGCCAUAGUCGUGAUAUUUACCGCCAUAAGCGCGUUUGUAUUAAUCGUGAAAAACAAAAAAUUGCAACUUGGAAAGUAUGACUGGAGAUUGCUGACUUCAUCUAUUGGGAUUCCAGCUGGAAUUGGAUCUGUGUUAGUGCAAUUUGACUUACUCGGUCCAAGUGGAGCAUGGUGUUUGAUUGAUGGGCGGAACCCUCUCUCUGGGCUUGUUAUGUCAGUUUUGUCCGUUGCUAUGAUCUUUACUUUCCUGUUUAAUCUCGGAUGUUACGCCGCAGUUGUCUUCACUGUGUGGAGGGUCACAAAAAACAUCGCCGACUUUAACAGCGAUGAGGCUGCAGCGAAGAAGAAUUGCAUCAAAACCACCAAAACGUUGGUGAUUUUCGUCAUUGCGUACGCUGGGCAGUGGUGGGCCUAUACGUUCUACUCAUUCUGGGCAUUUGCAGAGCUCCCGCCCAAAUGGUUGACACUCAUGACAAUAAUAUUCGCAAAUAUGGGUGGUGUUUUCAACUUUUUCGCCUACAGCAAGUUCCGUAAGUCACUAGUUGAAGGUGCUAGUACAAGCAGAAUCAGUGAAAAUAUACAGAAUCAAUGA
This is a messenger RNA of Owenia fusiformis, 1060 nucleotides long. The record is from the annotation of a GenBank genome assembly. NCBI's taxonomy places the organism in Eukaryota, Metazoa, Annelida, Polychaeta, Sabellida, Oweniidae.